AUGACCCCCAUCCUCACAGCCCUGCUCUGUCUUGGGCUGAGUGUAAACUCCAGGACCAAAGCACAGACAGGUGAGACCCUCCCCAAACCCACCAUCUGGGCUGAUCCAGGCUCUGUGAUGCCAUGGGGGACACCUGUGACCAUUUGGUGUCAGGGGGGCCUGGAGGCCGAGGAGUACCACCUGCAUAAAGAGGAAGACUCAUGGAUCUGGGACACACAGAAGACACUGGAGCCCGGGGACAAGGCCAACUUCUCCAUCACAUACAUGACAGAUGUAUAUGCAGGAAGAUAUCGCUGUGACUAUGAACAACCCAAUGACUGGUCAGAGUACAGUGACCCCCUGGAGCUGGUGGUGACAGGAUCCCAGGACAAACCCAGGCUCUCAGCCCUGCCCAGCCCUGUUGUGACCUCAGGAGGGAAUGUGACCCUCCAGUGUACCUCACGGAUGGGAUCACAGUUCGUCCUGAUGAAGGAAGGAGAGCGCCAGCCCUCCUGGACCCUGGUCUCCCAGGCAGCCACCCAUGGGGGUACCCAGGCCCUGUUCCCUGUGGGCCCCGUGACCCCCAGCCUCAGGUGGACGUUCAGAUGCUAUGGCUAUUACAGCAACACCCCCCAGGUAUGGUCGGACCCCAGUGACGCCCUGGAGUUGAUGGUGUCAGGUGUGUCGGGGAAGCCCUCCCUCCUGACCCAGCAGGGCCCUGUCGUGACACCUGGACAGAGCCUGACCCUCCAGUGUCGCUCUGAUGUCAGCUACGACAGAUUCGCUCUGUCCAAGGAGGGGGCACCUGAACCUCCCCAGCGGCUUGGCCGGCAGCCCCAGGCUGGGCUCUCUGGGGCAGACUUCCCCCUGGGCCCUGUGAGACCCUCCCACGAGGGCCGGUACACAUGCUAUGGUGGACACACCCUCUCCUCCGAGUGGUCGGCCCCCAGUGACCCCCUGGACAUCCUGCUCACAGGGCUGGACAGGCCCUCACCCGCCUUUCCUCUCUCUAGGACAACUGCCCUACACACCCUCCUCUCAGUGCAGCCUGGACCCACGGUGGCCGCAGGAGAGAAUGUGACCCUGCUGUGUCAGUCACGGAGCCCUGUGGACACUUUCCUUCUGUCCAAGGAGGGGGCAGCCAAUCCCCUGCUGCGUCUUAGAUCACAGUACCGAGCUGGGCAGCACCAGGCUAAAUUCCCCAUGAGUCCUGUGACCUCAGCCCACAGGGGGACCUACAGGUGCUACGGCUCCGCCAGCACCUCCCCCUACCUGUUGUCACAGUCCAGUGACCCCCUGGAGCUCCUAGUAUCAGGUAAGGCUGGCACUGUGAGCCCACCCCAAAACAACUCAGACCCCAGCAGUGGUGCUGCAACCUCUCUGUCCUCAUUCCUAGCCUCAGACCCCAAAGAUUACACCGUAGAGAAUCUGACCCGCCUGGGUGUGGCUGUCUUGAUCCUGGUGGUCCUCGGGAUUCUGCUGCUAGAGGCUCAGCACAGCCAGAGAAGGAUCCCAGACGCAAGAAAAGAACAGCUCAGCAUGCUGAUGAACAAGAUCCAAGUUUUCCAGCUACAGAAACAGCAAGAUGCCAGCAGGAGCAGCACCAUGUCCCCUGCAGUCAUCAGCCUCACAUGUCUUGGGUUCUUCUUCAACCAGAGGAUCGGGGCACAAGUGGGUGGUCAGAACAAGCCCUCCCUCUCUGCCUGGCCAAGCCCCGUAGUUCCUCAAGGGCAGCAUGUGACUCUUCAUUGUCGCUCCCAUCACAAGUUUGAAACAUUCAGACUGUACAAGGACAAUAACAUCUUCAUCUCCAAGCUCCACAGCACAAUAUCUCAAAACAGUGUUCUCAUUGGCCCUGUAACCCCAGAACAUGCAGGGACUUACAGCUGUCGUGGAUCCUACCAUGAUUCCCCCUCUGUGUGGUCAGCACCCAGUGACCCCCUGGUGAUUGUGGUCACAGGAGUCUACAGAAAACCUUACUUGUUAGCCCAGUCGGGUCCCCUGGUGAAAUCAGGAGGGAACAUGACCUUGGUCUGUUGCUCAGAGAUCCUGUUUGAAAGCUUCAUUCUUCACAGAGAGGGGGUAUCCAAGGACCCCUUGUACCGUGCUGGUCAGCACCAUCAUGGGGGCUCCCAUGCUAACUUUUCCAUGGGUCCUGUGACAGCCGCCCAUGCAGGGACCUACAGGUGCUUCGGUUCUCUCAAUCGCUCCUCCCAUGUGUGGUCUGCCCCCAGUGACCCUCUGGACAUCGUGAUCACAGGUCUACAUGAGAAACCUUCUCUCUGGACCCAGCCAGGCACCGUGGUGAGGACAGGAGAGAACGUGACCUUGUCCUGCUGCUCAGAGAGGUCCUUUGAUGUGUAUCAUCUAUCCAGAGAUGAGCAGCCCCAUGAGUGCUGGCUUGCUAAGGGGCAGAAGCAUGGCAGUGCAACCCAGGCUGACUUCCCUCUGGGCCCCGCACACCCAGCCCUGGGCGGGACCUACAGAUGCCAUGGCUCCUUCAACCGCUCUCCUUGUGAGUGGUCAGGCCCAAGCGACCCACUGUACCUUUCUGUCACAGGUGAGGACUUCAAUAGUCGUCUCCCAUCCACAAAACCAACCUCCAAAACUGGUAACCCCGGACACCAGCAUGUUCUGGCUGUGCCCUUAGUGGUCAUCGUCUUCCUCACCAUCCUUCUUUUCUUCCUCACUCGUCAGUGGUGCCCUCCCAAAGAGGAUGCUGCUAUAAUGAGCAGAGAACCUGAAGUGGAUAGAAUGGUGAGCAGGGAGGACCCUCAAGCAGAACACCCACAGGAAGUGACAUACACGCAGUUGGAUCAUCGCAUUUUCAUGAAGAAAAACACCACUCCUACUUCCCAGAGGCCUGGGGAACCCUUGCAUGAUGAAAGUGUGUACAUGGAACUCGCAACAGGCUGAGACCAAUCAAGGCAUAAAUCCUAU
This is a messenger RNA of Enhydra lutris kenyoni (northern sea otter), 2919 nucleotides long. Its product is annotated as leukocyte immunoglobulin-like receptor subfamily A member 1. Lineage: Eukaryota; Metazoa; Chordata; Mammalia; Carnivora; Mustelidae. The record is from RefSeq and is a predicted model, not a curated record. Gene Ontology annotation, biological process: cytokine-mediated signaling pathway. Gene Ontology annotation, molecular function: inhibitory MHC class I receptor activity.